Molecule: messenger RNA, 2115 nt
Organism: Vitrella brassicaformis
Lineage: Eukaryota; Vitrellaceae
Source: the annotation of a GenBank genome assembly
UCAUUGUCUGGAGAAAAAAUAGUUUCCGCCUACUCCCUUGAAGCCAAAAUGGUCGACUACGCGGCCCCAGUGGUCGAGGCAGGUCUCGCGAUCCUUGAUGUAUUGAAGCGCGUCCUCACGGGAGGUCUGCCUGAGCGCGUUCUCGACGCUGAGUUCCUCGUCGUAGAGGCACGCCUCGCCGGUCGACCCGUGUGAGUCCAUGCCCGUGAUCUUCACCCCGACGAAGGCGACGGUCGUCUCGCCAUGCCGAUGGCCAUGCACGAUGACGUUUCUGAAGCGGAAGCAGGGCAGGGAGGCCGGGAACGCGGUCGGUGCUGUGGGCCGGAAGUUGUCCAGCCGCCCCCAGUCCUGCAGGUAGUCGAUGGUGAGGUAGUCGCCUAUGUCGAUGGGCUGUGUGGCAAGUGCCAUGAAUUUGUCGUCGGCAGGGCCGUGGUAGCCGAUGGCCUCCUCAUGUCGGGGCGGCUUUCCGAAUGGCAGGGUAUGGCGCAUGGCGAAGGUGGUGAAUGAGGGGUACAGCCCGAUGCCCAUGCCCAUGCCCGCCCGGAUGACAGGGUCGCUUGUCGAAUACGAGGCCUGAUGAGGUGUAAGUGAGGAUGGAUACGGACAGAAAGGAGAAUACUUGAGAAACGCACCUUGUAGGGAUGGUCGUCGGGUAAGUCGCCGUAGGGGACGAUGCGGAAUGCCUCCUCGCCCAGCCGAUACCGAUCGUGUUGGGUGCCUGCCUCGUGGUCGAGGCUGUCCUCCGAGCCGGCCUCCGACUCGGUCUCCUCACCUUCGUCGACGCCGUCAUGCUCACGCUCCUCCUGGGCUGGCAGACAGAGAGGGAAGGAGAACAGAGAAAUGUGCUCUCCCAUCGUGUGGCUGGGGGUUGUCUUAACACCUUUUGUCCUGAGCAUCGCCCGGCGGUCCCUCAGCCUUGUUCUAGUGAAUGGGCACACAGGCAUACCCACGCAAAGGGGGAUGGGCGUGUGUGCAGCGUUGUGUUGGGUUGUGUUGUGUUUGGUGUGUGUGUACCACUGCGACGGGUCGAGUUGGAUGACCUUAAGGAUGUCCCUGAAUGCCAGCCGCCACUUGUCCUGCGACUCGUACGCAGUGCAGCGGCGGUGGUAGGCCUACACACACACCACAGACAUGAAGGCCUGAAUGCAGCGUACCGUAUGUCGUGAUCGCUCUAGUCACCUUGACGUAUUGCUGGUCGUGCUUGAUGCUCUUGGUGCAGUCCUUGAUCGCUUCGUCAUAGUGGCCCUGCUGCAUGUGACACGCACCCCUGACCGACACACAAGACGACAGAGAACACACAGUCUGCGGCGCCCUUCUCCUCCCUCCCUCCUUGCACACACACCUGUUGGCGAGAAUGAUGGCUUUGAGGCCUUGCUGGUCCCGAGGACACACACGGACCGCCUCUGCCCAACGGACACACACCCACACCCCAUACACAUGUCGUGGUUCCCACCCCACCCACGCACCCACGCCCUCACCUGAGUAGAGCUUGAUGGCAUCGUCGUAUCGCCCCUCACGAUAGUGCACGUUCCCCGCCUCCUUGAGCCGCUCGCACGCCGCCUUGUCCAUCAACACCAGGGCCUUCGGGUGGCCACGCCUGGUCAGCAGCUGCCCGAAUGUCUUGUAGAUGCCGAUGGCUAGCGGCAGCUGUCUGAAGGCCGUUGUGCUGGGGAUGGUGUCCAUGAUGCCCUGAGGCGGCAGCCGUAUCGGCAGCUGCUCCACCACCUCGAAGUUCUUGGCCACCCGGGCGUGAAGUGCCAUCGACGGCCACACGGCCGCGCCCUCCUCAAACACCCAGGCGCAGCGGGAGAGGUAGCCGAAGUAGGUGAGCCCAUCGGGCAUCACCACAUCAGCAGGUGCAUCUGUCGGGGCGCUCGUCGGGGCGGCUCCAUCUGCCUCGUCAUCCUGGUUGCUGUCCUCAUCUUGAUGCUGCCGCUGGACGUCGAAGAGUCCGUCGAGGCCGUGGCGGGUCAGGGAGCCCUCGAUGCGGCGGAGCAUCACCGUGCUGUUGAUGAGAGAUCCCUCAGUGCCGGAGAUGCAUCUGACGGGGAGCAUGUCAUGGAUGGUGCCGAAGCGGCUGCUCCGCCACAGAUCCAGGGGCACCUGAUGCGACAU